AUGGGAGACAAUGAUUGCAGUCAAUUCAAUAUUUCCUGUGACUGUCACUAUCAAUAUCAAUAUUAUGAUUACGAGGAUCGAGUUGUAUUGGGUCUUCUCGCUCUUCCCAUCAUGGCCUUCGGGAUUUGCGCAAAUUUGACAAGCGUUCGAAUCUUCACACAUAGACUAAUGUCAACAUCAUCGAUCAAUUGGUAUCUCGCGGCAAUGUCCGCAUCGGAUACGAUCAUUUUGAUCGCCUCUUUUUGUGUGUUGAGUAUGCCGAGGCUGGGCGAAUACUUGUUGACAUGGAAUGCGGCGUAUUGGAGUUACAUGAUAGCUCCGAUCAUGUUCGGUUUGAUGACAAUGGGACAGACAAUGAGUGUUUAUUUGACAGUUGGUGUCUCUGUUCAUCGAUAUAUUGGUGUCUGUCACCCAUAUAAAGCACCACAACUAUUGCCUAAAAAAAGAGUUGCUCAUUUCAUACUCGGAAUCAUCAUCUUUUCGAUUCUUUUUAAUAUCAGUCGCUUUUUCGAGGUACGUGUCUCAAAUGUAUGCUAUCGAAUCAAUAUCAAUUACUAUAUGCCGCAUUUGAUGAUGACUGAAUUGAGACACAAUGAAACGUACUUAAUGAUUUUCCAUGGAUGGGCUCUGACAAUCCUCAUGUUCGUUGUUCCAUUCACUCUUUUGAUCGGUUUCAACUCGAUGGUUCUCCACGCUGUGAGGAAAAGUCGACGAGCACAUAUGUGUGGUGGUGAAAGUGAUGAGAUGUCAAGGAAAGCUGAAAGGAAAGAACGACAGACUUCAAUCAUGCUGGUAGCCGUCGUGAUCCUUUUCAUCUCUUGUAACUCAUUGGCUUUCAUUUGCAACAUGAUGGAGAAUCUCGGUUUCAAGGAUUUCUCUGCGCUUGUCACCGCUAACAAUAUGACGGUGAUCAUCAACGCUUCAGUGAACAUCUUCAUCUAUAUGUUAUUCUCGGAGAAAUAUCGGCUUCUAUUGCGACAUUAUUUAUGCUGUGACUGGAGUCGACAAGGGGAAAUGCUUCUCAAUUCGGCAUUGAAUGGACAAUCAACAUCAACAAGCAAGGCAGAUCUUCCAACUUCAACCGGUGACCAGCAAUCUAAAACUUCAAUUGUUACAACUGUUGCAGACACAACAAAUCCAUCAGUGACAACGCUAAAUCCUGGAACUGGCAGCACAAUCGUCCAAUCAUCAACAACAAAAACAACAACAACAACCGCCACUCAAGCGCCACAAACUGGUUCGACAGACGCACCAGCUAGUGCUGUAACUACGACGCAAAAUAUCCCAACAACAACAGUUGGAGUGACGACAGCAACAUGGAACAUCCCAUUGAAUAACACGGAUCCGACGGAUCUCCUUCGAGCGAUCGCAAAUCUUAACAACACUGUGUCGAUUCUGAAAGCGGAACUCGACGAUCUUUACAAUGGUGUAAAUCUAAAUGGAUCAAACAACUAUAUCACUCAACUCAAUAAUCUCAACGCUACAAUUGCACAGUUGAACACAGAUGGUUUGCAGGCUCAAAUCAAUAAUACGAAAAACAUUUAUUCUGCAACACUGACAAAUAUUCAACCAUUGUUUGACACGCUGCAGUGCUUCAGGGAGAGUCCUUGUACGGUAGUGCCAAGUCCAAGUCCAAGUAUGUGCCCAACAAAUUUACUGAAUGCCACCUCCACCUCGCAGCAAUUCUCCUAUGCAAGUGGUCUCGAAUACAAUUGUACGACAGAGCUAAAUUCAAGCGAUGGAGAUCCGAUCGUUUACACGUUGAAUUUGACAUUGACUGGCAAAGCUCAACUCAUCGUUCAAGACAUAGGUGGCAAUGUCCAAGCUAAUUAUACGACCAAUCAGAUCAACAAAACUGAAUCUUUUGGACUGCUCGAGCUUUAUUUCAUUUAUUCAUUUACUCAAAAGGAAGAUACAAUCUCUUUGAGUGUCAUUUAUAAUACACAGGAUCCUUGCACAGGAGCAGAUUGCGGUAAUGGAACAUGUGUUGUGGUUGAUGGGAAACCGAUUUGCAAUUGUCUCGGGUGUCAUUCUGGGGCCAAAUGUCAAGAAUACCAAGACCCCUGUGUUGGAAGCCAAGUGACCAGAAAGUGUCCAAGUACAAGUGGUAACUGCAGUUCAGUUGAAACCAAUGACGCAUGCGAUUGGCAGUGCAACUGCAAUCCACCAUUGCAUCAAACAAGUGAUCAUAAGUCUUGCUCUUCUUCGGCCAGUGAUUCAAUGCUUAUGGAAGAAGUAAAGAAAUGGCUUUACUGGAAAAAU
This is a messenger RNA of Mesorhabditis belari, 2262 nucleotides long. Lineage: Eukaryota; Metazoa; Nematoda; Chromadorea; Rhabditida; Rhabditidae. The record is from the annotation of a GenBank genome assembly.